AUAAUUGUUGUGUGAGCAGAUGACAACGCACUGGCGACAUGUUUUAAAGUGCCUGGUUGUGAAAUUGGGUGAAAAACUCAUAUUGAUCCAGCAGUUCUGGUAUAGGAUAGGUGAACAAUUUUUUUACAUGUAACAUAGAUGCCAAAGAUCACGCCAGCAGACGUGAAGCAGACGACACUUCCAUCUGCAGUCAUGAUGUGCAGGAAACAAGACCAUUGAUUCAUUAUUCAUAGUUUGCACUUCGCAGGAGGAAGAGGACAGUCCCAGCGCUGGAAUUUCGAGGAAUGGUAAAUGUGUCGCUGUCUAACGAGUAUAUCUGGAGGCAGUAGACACAUAGGGUGGAAUUUUCUAUGACUGCAGGCAAACCAGGGUUGGAAUUGAAGACAGAUUUGACCAGGAGGUCCAAAUGAGUGCAGGCUAAUUGGUCAGAGUGUGGUGUGUAUCUACAGCCUCUCAUCAGACAAUUCAGCUGACAUACACCAACCUCGCCUAACAUGUGCAGUCCACUUGUUAGGAUACUGGCCGGAUCAGUUUGAAAUGUCAUGUCUGUGUUGUUGUCUGUCCACAAACAGAGGACAUUGUGAGUAUCAACACUCCGCCCCUUCGCCAUGUACUGGUCACUCGAAACACCCGUCUGCUCAUCACGAUAAUAAUUAUCGGACAGCCUUGUGAACAGUGGUGAAAACACCACAGGGGAGGAUUGAAAGGGAAAUAUCGGAACUGCUGCUUAUGUGUGAUUGCUUUUGUUAAGGAGGUACACUGGAGGUGAUUUUCAUUCAGUUGGCUGAAUGUGGUUUUCAUUCAUUAGGGCUGAAUGGCUGAUGGUGAGGAAACAGUUCCGUAUGUCAGUCAGUAUAUUGAUUCAAUGAUCAACACAAAGUGGAGACCUGCAUCCCAUAGUAGCUUGUCUAAUCGCUGGCAUAUGCAGUCUGUUAUGCAAAACAUCCUGCUUUAAUUUUAUCGAAUUUUUAUGUACAGUGUUGCAUUGUGAUGGCACAGUGAUGUUUUAGACAAUUUCACAGUGAAUUAACCACAAUUCACUUUCUAAGGAGACAACCAGAAAUGUAAAUCACGAAUCAAAUUGGAAAUAUCUAUUAAAAGAAUCAGACAGUUCUAGACAUUCCAGCCAAUUGUAGCAAGACAGCCCAUCUGUGUUCAUAAACAGUGUAGACUUAGGCCAGUCCUAGAGGAGAUGUAUUAACUGCAUUUACAAGGAAAUAUCUAUUCUGUGGUUUCCGCCAUGUGAAUAUUGAUGGCUCAUUGAUUAGGUUUGACUUCGAUAUUUGUGUUAGGACUUCUCUGGCAGUUUGGCUGAUGUCCCUCAUUGAAUAGUAGGCAUUAGGAUGAAUGUGAGAGACAGUGAAACGUUUCUCAAAAUUGGCAAGGAAUGGUGAUUAUUUCAACCUUUUUCGUCAUCACAUCUGGAAAGUGUAUGAAAACAUUCAAAGUGAGCUUUUUGAAACAUAUUCCAUACACAGAUCAUUUCUGUUAAUGUUGUUCAGCUCAUGUGUCAGAUAAUCUGCUUUUGAUGCCAAUGGAUUUUUAAUGAACAAAACUCUCAUGUUUGUAUGAGUUUGUAUACAAAGGGAUCAAACUAUUGUCUGCUAAAUAUCCAUCGAUUUAUAUUUAUGCUCUUUUGACAGUGUCUGUUUGCUCAUAUGAGACUGUGAAUCCUGAAUAAUCUUCAAUGCAAACAAAAUAUCAAGCAGCAACAUUUUUUCCAACACUGCCAUUUCCCUCCCAUCCUAUCAGCUUCCUGGUCAUCAUAAACCUACGAGUGUUAAAUCCGGACUCAUAAUUCCUCCUGGAUACAAUCGGCAAGUGGCAACUAUUUUCAAGCGGUGAUAUUCAAAGGAACAGCCUAAAAAUAUUUCCACUGUCCAAUAUAAUCUCUAGGAGGCAUUUUAUGACCGGACAAAAAAAAUCCCAAGUGUGGGAAUUAUUAAUCAUUGAAUUAGGACACCUAUAAAAAGAGCUUGGUUGGACAACAGUUCAUUGUUCGUCCACUGUGGAGGAGAUUCUUGAGGAACUAGUUAUCAACUGACAAAUUUGUGAUUGCUGUGAAUUUUCUAUGGUGAUCAUUAUCACAGGAUAAUCUGUGUAUGGUGUCUGUUCUCAACAAAAAUAGUGAUUGCUGCAGUUAACAUACACUGCUAAUUAUCACAGGACAAUCACAGAUGAGUUGUUAAUGGAGUAACUUUACACCUGUGAUUGCUGCACUUAAAGGAUCAAGGAUCAGUGCUGUAAGAAUUGUUAUAAGAGUUGACACUGAACCAUUUAGCAUAAGGAAGGAAGGUCUGAGAGGAAGUGUGUAGUACAGUCAAUAUUUAUCUGUGUUUGUGCUGACGUACGACACACAAGCUCCCCUCCUCCCAACUGUAGCAUCUUGUUACAUAAUCUACCACAACUGGUCUGCAGCCCUAAGAUAGGUCGGAUAACAAGCUUCAUGUGCCUAUUAGACUUUUGAUUUAGCCUAGACACACUACAGCUGGCUGCAGCUUACAGCCACCUCAGAAAGUGCACAGUCAACAGAGACAACUUUACUUAAUGUUAUUCCUCCACGUGUGACUCGGCUAAUAUUGUCAUGUUUGGGAGGUGAUUACGACAGCGUGCGCGAAGAUUUGAAUUAGGCUGGCAUAUUGUUACAAAGGAUUACGUUGUACAUGCAUGAAGGACGAGAGGUAGAGCUUGAAAACUUUUUAUGAUUUUACAAAAUCGCCUCCGACUUGUAUUCCAGUCCUCGUCAUCUUGUAACAGGACUGUUAUCUCAGGGUGAUAGUGAAAACACAGCUUGAUUGUAGGAGUCGGAAAUCUGUAUUCAUGACUUCAUGUUCACAUUAACAUUAUCAAGUGGUAUUUCCCUCUUCCUGUCAAACUCAUGGCUAUCGCAGUGAUAUAUGAUAUAUUUGUGUGUCCAGAGUUCACUGUGUCCCUCCAGACAGGAGAAGCAGAAGCUUUUGACUUGAUGUUUUAAAAUGUUCGAUGGAUAUUGCACUUCUGUGUGAGUUACACCCACAGUAGUGUUGAAGGAGGACUUGCUUGAAGCAAUGCAUGUUCUAUAGCAAUUGAACUUCGUAAUCAUUGAGUAAUUGUAGGGGUUUAUGUUUCCUGCUUUGUGUGAAUCUCAUGAGGAGACUGCUAAAACAUUUUUAAGGUCUUAUUGAUACCUGUUCAGAGCGAUCAAUACUUGAACAUUUACAAACUGAGAUUAAGUUUUGGUUGCUGAAACUGGGCUAAGUACGACUGUGCCAUCACUGCUUGAGAGUAUAAGCAUGAUGUAUGGUGAGAUUUAGGACUGAAAGUGACUCAAGGGACUCUGUGGUGUACAUUCCUGAGGUUUUGUACAUACACAAUCCUCUUUGUGUGUUUUAAACAGACACAAAAGGAUAUCAGUAAACCUGUACAUCGCGCUGACCAGAUAUACACAGCACCAAGAGGAGGCUGUACCACCGUGGUCACUUGUGGUCAUCUGAGGACUAGCUCACCUAUACAGACAUCUGUGGUAUGUGUGGACAGAAGUGGACAAUGCUAGUUAUUGCAUUGAAAAGCACUGUAGUCGCCUAUUGUCAUCUUGAUUAGAUCACCUACACAGAUAGCAAUAUACAAGAUUGGUCAUUUGCAUCAACAAGCAUUAUGGUCUGUUGUGAUUUUAUGAGAGAUUGAAGAUUUGUUGAUUGAUACUCUGCCUGAAUUUUUGAAGUUUCAAUCUUUGAUGCAAAAUACGUUUCUCAACACCCAGGAUUGAGCUAUUUCAUCGGCUAAACUGACUUUUGUACGGUGUAGACCUGGAACUUUAUAUAGCCUGACUGCAUUAAUCGUGACAAUGUGUGAGUCAAUGGAUACUUGGAGUGGAGUGGUGCUGAGAAAGAAGAAGCUACCUCCACGACCAGAGUCCAUGUGCUGUGGCAGUCUUAAGGAUCAUGAUCUGAAGCAGAAGAUAGACCAUGAGAUGAAGAUGCGGGAGGGGACAGCCAAGUUGCUGGCUGCGUCCAAACACCCUGCCCAGAUGCUGGAGGCUGCCAAGAACCUCCUCACUUCCAACACAAGGAUUUACGCCUACAUGCACGAGCUGCAGAAACGCAAGACAGACGAGGUGCUCGGCAAAAAUCAAUCAGUGGAAGGCAACCAACUGCCAUGCACAGCAAAAGUUAGCGUCUCAGAUGUGCGGAUACCACUUAUGUGGAAGGAUAGCGACCACUUCAAGAAUAAAGGAGAUUACCGGCGGUAUGCUGUAUUCUGCCUGCUGAAGAUUGGGACGGAGAUCUUUGACACCACAAUGAUCAGUAACGUGGACAGGAGCAUGACCGACAUCACAUUCGAGGAUGUGAUAUUAUUCAACAACAUCCCCCAUGACUUUGAGUGUAAGGUGGAGGUCUACUGUCACAAACUUCAUGAUGAUCUCUCCAUCGCAAACACUCCAAAGAAGCUGAGGAAGAAGAUAAACGAUAUCUCAGGCUCCGUGGGGAGAAGUGUUGGCAAGAGGCUGUCGGGACUGAAUGAUGCAGAUAUAAUUGGAAAUAUGGUUUUGGGUCCCAAGUUUGAACUCGUGGCUAAAGGAGCGCUGAAAUUAUCUGAUGUGGAUGACUCUAUUCGGACGUUUGAUCUGCAGCUGGAGACAAAUGCAGAGGGUAGUGUUCAUGAGCUGCCACUGUUCGGCCAUUACUGUUGCCGGCUAGCUGCUCUCCCGAACUGCCUUGCAGAUCCCACUGUCACAGGAUUCCUCAAUCUACAGGAGGAUGACGACCUGUCCAAGUGGAGGCGGUACUGGUGUGUCCUCAAGAACCUCCAGCUGGCCUGCUGGUCAUCUCCGGGGGACGUGGAGGUCACGCAGCCCCUCGUCACUGUUUGUGUCACCAAGAAUUCCCAGAUAAGUGAUGCUGAUCCCAGCACGUGCAAGCGGUCACAUACAUUCCACAUCAAGACUGUGACGCUGACCGGAGUACUGGAACACACACUUGCAGCUGACUCACAGGAAGACCUCAACCGGUGGUGGGAUGGUCUGCAGCAGCAUCUUCUAGACCAGGCCUUGUGGAAGCAUGCCUGUGAUGAUAAGAUGGACGUCAGAGCAUCCAGUGUCAGGAAAGAUCAGGUCUUCCUCAGAAAAAGCUCAAUAUACGAUGAUACACCGUUAAUAGAUCGUAACUCGGUGACGGACGGUGUUCUAGAUGACCUGAAGGUCGAUGAUGAUCAGCUGAGUCAGAUGCUGCACACACUGAUGGGAGAGGCCUCGCAGAUCCGGUCCGGCACUGCCAGGCAGCUCUCCACAAGCUAGACCUGAACACUCCCCACGCCAAACCACAACAUUCACACAUCUCACAGCUAGUAGCAUCCCUGCAUCACUACUCUUCAUACAUUCAUACAUUCAUACAUUCAUACAUUCAUACAUUCAUACAGCAUGCGAUGUGACUUUGGUGCCUCUUUUUGGUGUGUGCUCGACUCAAGGAUUUGAGGACAAAUAAUUGUUAUUGUGGAGGAGAAUGUUUGUAAACAGUGAACGCUUUUACCAGUGUUGACAAGUAUCACAGAUCAAUUGCUGUUAACUAUGAACUGUAAGAUACAGACAUCUGAUGAGACGUUAAUGAAAUGAUUAUGAAGUGUAGGUAUGAACAUCCAGCAAGAGAGACAUUUGUGAAAGGUAACUAUGGACUGUAACAUACAGGCAUCUGCUCUCCACUGACGUCAUAGCAACAGUGAUGUCUGAGAGGGGUUACUAGGAAUAUGAGGCACACACUUCACAACUGUCAGCAUGGGAGAUCGGGGUCACCAGGAGAGAUAUUCAUUGGAAGUUAUCAAGACAUCUUUGGACAUCGCAGCACAACAGACAGAAAUUACUAUGAAGAGCAACAGAUGAACAAUUGCCAAACAAGGACAGAGAACCGAUGUGUGUAGAAUUAUCGCAGACUCAUGUCUGCUUUUUAUAACCAGACAAGGGGACACCCAACUCUGGGAGACAACUGCAGAUGUGUAGACAGAACCAUGCUAAUCCCCAGAAAAUCAGUAAUUUUGCAGCAAGCAUCAGUAUUUUGUCAAGGAUGUUUCAUGGAGUGUCUACAAGAAAAGAAAGGGACAUCUGCCUUUUCCUUUUAGCUUUGACCUUGAGGUAUUUCAGAGGGCAUUCCAUCAUCUCCACAAGAACUGGAAGAUCUAUGACCUUAUUAACAUAUUUCACAUGGAAUAUCCGUUUGUACAUCUCAUAUGGUUCUAUUUUCAUAAGGUACAUGAUCUUGAAAUUUGAUACUAGUGAUGUUCAUGAUUGGCCAUAGUUUGCAAAUAUGUCAUUGUUUCAUCAUGGUGAACUGUUAUAAGACAGGUUGUGUUGCCAUUGUUACAGGAGGAAUGUUUUUUAGGCUCGGCCUUAACGCUCGUCCCACCUUUCCUCACUAGAUUCUCGUCAGUGCCAACAUUGGCAGUGGUGGCCAUCAGCUGCUUUGUGUGAAACUUUCACAAGAAGAGAUUUCAUUAUGAAAUGACAGAAAAUGUACUGAAUGGAUCAUAGCCUAUUCCUAAUGGCACAAAAAUAACUAUAUAAUAUCAUCAAAAAAUGGGAAUCCAUUGUUACUCCUUCAAAAUGUACUUAAUGGGAUUAUGACUUAAUUUGAUAUUAUGUCCCUUGAAGGAAAUAAUCUUCACCCCAAAAAUGUGUUAAUAUUAAGCUUGCAAGGAUUAUCUCCCUUUCCCCAUAUUCAUAUUGAAAAAUGACGAACAGAAUUGUUUAAUAUAUGCAUCAUACUGUGAUCAUAUAUAUCUCUCCCCGUAUCAUGCCGCCAAAUUAAUAGUUUGAUAUAGGUUGUCAUGGUUACCAGUAAACUAUGUAUGUAAAUUGUUUUUAUGUGUGGUCACUUGUCAUGGCAUGUUAAAAUAUAAUGUUAUGGUGUAAUGGAAUCUGUCACGAGUCGUGAUUAAGCUCUUGCUAGUUGUGGUGUAACGAUAUGGCAGUUCAGAUACGUAUCAUGUACGAGUCGUGUCAUUACCUAAAAUGUAUUUGACAACCAAAGAUGUACUGUUUUUAGGAUCUUAAGUCCUUUGCUCAAACAAACAAGUUCCUUAAAACAUUGUAUGCCUUGUGUGAUUUGUGUUUUGUAAAGACAUUUGACUACAUUAGAAUGGAUAAAUAUGACUUCUUCUUUUUAUGGUUUCCAUCACAUCCAAUUCAUUUGUAGAACUCAAUAUUGACCAUAGCUAGUCCAGCUAGACUUGAUGAGACUUCCUUACCAGGGAGGGUAGUGACAUCGGUGAAUGUAACAAUAGUUGGUGAAUAGCUACAGUGUUAAAUUAAGAGCUUAGCACCUUCUGGUGCCCAGGUUUAGGGUGUUUUUUUUCUUAUAAGCUGAUAUAGAUUCUCAAAAGCCUGGCUCCGUGGUCGAAGUAAAAAUCAAAUCAAACCCUAUUGUUUUUUGUUUUGUUCUUGAAAGAACAUUGAAUCGGUAGGAGGACAAACAUUUAGAAUCAAUUUGUCCUUUUGUUAUAUAGCCUAACUUAUUCAGGUUGGGUAGUAAAAUAAAUUAAAUUUUUAAGCUGAUUUAAAGCUUCUUCUUUUUUUAAGCUGUUAACAAUUUAUUUAAUUUUAAUAUUUACCAAAUACAAAAUUAUGUUUUUUACAGAAAGGUAAUGACUUUUUUAAAUUAUAUAUCCACCUACUGAAGUAAAAAAGAUCUGGCCUCAGAAAAGCGUAACAGCAGUUUCCUUUACUGGAAGUUGUAUGUUGUUUUCUCAUUUGUUAGCAUACCCAGAAGAUGCAUUUAACACUCCAAUCAAAUAUAUAUCCAGGUACAAGGCAGUGAAACAGAUAGUCGUUUCAUGAAGUCUGUUCAAGAUGAGCACAAACUAUCUUAUUUCCGACAGCUGUAAGUUGUUGUGCGUCGUUGUUGCAAAGACUUGUGGAUAGUAACAACUGCCUCAAAUUGCCAAAGCUGUGCAUGAUAGUAUCUAUAAUAUGUAUGUAUAGUGUACAUACGUAAACUUUGAGUUUUGUAUAGUCAUGUAAUAUUAUUUCUUCCAUAAUCAUACUUAAUCAUCCUGUUAGGCCAAGAUGUUAGUGAUUCAAGAUCCCUGGAUUAUGAAACUUUUGGGGGUCUAUUUUUUGUGAGAUUUUCACCAUACUUUUGAAAACCAAAUCUAAGAGAUGGACUCGGAUCCACAAAAGGUACUUGUCUCAUUGUAGUGAUCUACGGUUGCAUCACCUCUGAUUGGGCAUUUGAAAUAAAGAUUGAUUAAUAGCAUAAAUCACAGGCAGACUUAAAGUAACAAGAUCGAUUUAUUGAUAGAAAUAUACACUUUUUUAUGAAGAUUUGUAGUUGAGUAUUUUUUCAAAUGUUGAAAAUGUCAGUAUUCUAUUCAGACCUUUACACUGUGGCGCAUGCUAUUGUUAUAUGAAAGAAACAGAUGAAGAUAGGUGUGAUUGGAAGCAGGUCUAGAAAACCACUGAUUCCCGUCAGUAUAUAUAUUGGGAAUUUUCUCGCUAUUUAUUUUAGUAUUGUCUGAUGGUGCAGUGGGAAACCAUCGUAACAGCCUUAUAUUCUUGUUGCAACUAUCUCACACCUGUAUUUUCAUAGAAUCCAAUAUUUUGAAUAACACAUAAUCUGACAAUCAGGUGAUUUGAAGCACUGUUUUUGUCUGGAAAACUUUUUCACUUGAAUGAACAUGUGAUUGAUUGAGGGAUUGAGGGAAAUCUCCCAAAACUUAACAUAAUUAGUCAGUUUGAUUAAUUAUUUAUCACAAUUUCAAGCGCUUGAAAAUAUAUGUAUUAGAUAUUAACAUCCUAUGAUAUCAUAAGACUUGAAAAUUGGUAAUUUUAAUGAUACAUUCAGAUUACAUUCUUCUCAUUAAUGUUAUGAUGGGUAUGUCGGUUGAAUAUGAAUAUGGAGGUUCAACUGACAGAUUUCGAAUCCAUCAGACCAAGUAUAAAUGGCUGAUUUAAUCAAAAUGUUCCUAAACUGAAUAUCUGACAUAUUAGCCCUUUCAAUACUUGUCUAAAUGUCAUGACAUUAUCCUUGCCAUUGCCUUGUUGUCUAGUCCCAUGUCAACAUUGUUGCGUGUAUUGUCCAGUCAGCUUCCUCAUAUUGUCCAUUGUUUGUUAAACAAUAGCCAUCCGGGGAGAUAUUAUUAGAGUAGGUUGUCCAUUGAGCCAGUUAUUCCCUGGUUUGAUACUGCUAAGCGAACAUAAGAAAAAUUGGUGUGUACGGUAAGUGUUCCUCUGGUAAUGGAAAAUUGAUUUCAAUCGGAAAAGGAAUUGUAGUGGAAUGUGAGGGCGUGCAUGUGGAGUUUAUGCUCUGCAUGAAUUUGUUAAUUUGCCACAUAAACACAUCAACGCAAACCCACCAGGACGCCGUUGUACAAAACAACCUUAGCAUGGCGACUGUCGUAAGUCUUUGUUAAGGUAUGGGAGUUACGAUCACCUUAGCGCUAAGAUCGCUUUGUACAACAGCACCCAGCCCUGCUGUUGGUAUCAACUGUUGGAUUAUGCAGAUCUUUUGGUUCAAUUGUCAGGUCGGGAUUUGUCUUUAGUUUGCUUAGCAGUAGUUUCUGAGGCUUGGGAAAAACAAUAAUCUUGGCUCUUAGGAUAAGACAUAAGGCACACAAGCAAUUUAUGUGGUCAUAUUUUAACCAGCAUUUAAAACAAUUACAGUAGAAAAAGUCCAUUAUCAAACUCCUGAAAGGUGAGUGGGUUUUAUGCUAAUGGUAGAAAGACAGUUAUGCAAUGGUCAGAUGAGGGUAAAAUAUGGGUUUUUAUUUUAGUUUUGUGAUUUUUUUUCUGAGCUAAGAAAAACACUGCCACAAAACCAAGACACCUUUUUUUAAUGGCUUUUUCCUGAGAACUAAUAUGUUUAUUCAUCAGCCUUUAUGAUCAUUUUUUAUGUUGCUGAUAAACCACAAGGAUAUUGUGUUUGUUCUUUGUAAACUGCAAAUAGCUGAAACAGUGCUUAUGCUGUAGAAAUAUUCUGCCAUGUGCUGAGUUGAAGUGCAGACCCUGUCAAUGGUUAGACUUUCAAGUAUUAAGCAUAAUCACAUCCAAAUAUCUUAUCAAUAUUGUCUUUUCAAAAUGAAAACGAUAUUUUGAAAGAUGAGUUGUAGCUGAAUCUAUGAGCCAGUUCAGUGAAUUAUGCCAAGGUGUUUAGAAUUACAAAUUAAAGAGGCACAUUGAAACCUGUUUGUUCUCAAGUCUCUUAAAAUUUGGGUAAUAUUGAUCAGUGUUUCUUGGUAUUGUACCUUGGGAGUUAAAAAGGAGUUUUGAAAAAAAAAAAAAUAUUUGCUGAUUUAGCAAUUAAUUAGUGGGUCUCAGUAUGCCUCUGUCUCUGUUAGAGUUUAU
Molecule: messenger RNA, 10306 nt
Organism: Haliotis rufescens (red abalone)
Lineage: Eukaryota; Metazoa; Mollusca; Gastropoda; Lepetellida; Haliotidae
Product: rhotekin-2-like
Exons: 13
Coding region: 3824-5272 (482 amino acids)
Biological process (GO): mitotic cytokinesis; signal transduction; actomyosin contractile ring assembly
Cellular component (GO): actomyosin contractile ring
Source: RefSeq, a predicted model, not a curated record